UUGCUCUUAAAUUUUUUUCUUCCUCAAGCACUCUUCAUGAUUUAGCACAUAUUGACCAAAACAACCAAUCUAAGAAAAUUUUGAUUUGAGAAAGAUAACAGAGUUCAAAAGAAGAGGAAGCCACUCAGUCUCAAUCUUGUUCACUAGCAAUUUCCUGGAAAUUACGAAGGAAAUUAGUUGCAACUGUGACAUUAAUUCGUGUUUGUCUUAGUCAACCAAGUCAUGAAUCAUGGUGAGAAAACAAUCAGUACUUUUUUGUGAAGAGAAGAAAAUCACUAUAGUUAAUUGUGGAAAUUAGUUAUAUAUAUCUUAGAGAGACUUAACUGCUUCUAUGUUUUCAGGCUACGAUCGUCUCAGGCUUAUAUAUACUCCGGUCCAAAGGGAAAAGUAUCACGUUGUUUGAAAAUAAAAUGUUUUGAUGACUCUUCAUUAGAAAAGGGGCUACUAGAGUGUACAAACCUGAACAAGAGAGAAAGAAAGAUAGGGGGGAGAUAGGUGAGUAUUCUUUGAUGUCAAGGUUGGGAUUGGGGUUUAUAAACAUUUUUGAAAGUCAUUAAAGUUGGCUUCUCAGUUGAAAAAGGUUAUUUUUUUGUCAAAUUUUAUUGAUAACCUAAAACCAGAUACAUAUGAUCGAAACAAAUUAGUUGGUGAUUCCACUACUUUCAUCUCAAUAACACAAGCUGGCAGUUGAUUGAGUACAAUCUCAAAACAAAAGCUGAUGGCCUAACUAUUAUAAUCCCGAAAAGAAAAGAAAAAAACUAUUACAAUCCCGGAAUCAAACACGCAAAAUACUUACACGACAACCUUAACUAGACAAGGCAAAAGCCGAUCGAACAACAUUGACUAGCUUAAGAAAUAACAGUCAAAACAGUUAUCUAAGCAUAUUCUUGCACGAAAAGGUUAAGCAUAGAAAAAUGAUCUUGUCCCCAAGUUUGCCGUAAAAGAAAAACAUGACAAUUUGUAAAUUUCUGAAACUAGUAUUUUUAAAACUGAAAUGUAUCACACGGUAAGACACGAUGAAAGCGAGACGUGAUAUCCCUAUUAACAAUGAUGAUACCUUUCAUAUGUCAAGAAUAAAUACACUUAAAUCAUAAAAAUAGAAAACUGAUCAAACUUUCCUUCAAAUAUGUCCAAAAGUACAACUCCCAUGAAAUGGUGCAGCACAAGAAAUUUCCCACUCAACUUUUACUUAUUCAUUUCUUAGACAAAGUUUCUUUGUGAGUUUCCUCUUUUCUAGUCACUUCUUACAGCUGCACCUUCCUCACUUCAUGCAUUUAUAUAUAACACUCAUAUCUCCCACAUCUCCUUCACACACAUUUCAUUUCAUUUUCAUUUGCUAAGUUUUUAGUUUCGGAACAUAACCAAACUUAUGACUGUAAACCACUUAUACUGUCUUAUAACCAUGGAAAAGAGUUCCUUGUCCCAAAGCCAACACUCUUCUGCUUUCCCUUUGUUUGGUCUGGUGGAUACCUUCCUCAACGUGUUUUUCAGAUGGGUUUCUUUCGCUCAGAUCCUUUUCUCCAGGUGUUGCCCACUUCUUCAACACCAACAAUAUGUUUCCGAGAAGAAGAGCAAAAAUCUCGAGGUUCAGAGCUCAAUCUCACACGACGAUGGUCUUUGCAUAGAAGAUGCAGAGAUGGUGAUGCAAAGCUUAGGACUUAUCACCGACCCAGAAAGCUUAGGACUUCAGAAACGUUACACUGCCAAGGAGCUUUCGAAUCUGUUUGAAGAGAAAGAGCCGAGCUUGGAGGAAGUGAAGCAAGCUUUUGAUGUCUUUGAUGAAAACAGAGAUGGGUUUCUUGAUCCAGUAGAUUUACAGAGAGUUUUGACAAUCCUUGGCUUAAAGCAAGGAUCUAACCUUGAUAACUGCAGGAGAAUGAUCAGCUCGUUUGACGGAAACAAAGAUGGAAGAAUCGAUUUCCAUGGAUUUGUGAAGUUCAUGGAAAACAAUCUCUGCUAAAAUUAUAGUUUCUGAAGUAACAAAUCUAUUCACUUC
Brassica napus (rape) is the source of this 1996-nucleotide messenger RNA. RefSeq names its product probable calcium-binding protein CML46. Bases 1370 to 1960 code for a protein of 196 amino acids. Gene Ontology annotation, molecular function: calcium ion binding. Lineage: Eukaryota; Viridiplantae; Streptophyta; Magnoliopsida; Brassicales; Brassicaceae. The transcript has a single exon. The record is from RefSeq and is a predicted model, not a curated record.